Molecule: messenger RNA, 9997 nt
Organism: Hemibagrus wyckioides
Lineage: Eukaryota; Metazoa; Chordata; Actinopteri; Siluriformes; Bagridae
Gene: shisa9b
Product: shisa family member 9b
Exons: 4
Coding region: 439-1602 (387 amino acids)
Biological process (GO): regulation of short-term neuronal synaptic plasticity; regulation of AMPA receptor activity
Cellular component (GO): postsynaptic membrane; dendritic spine membrane; postsynaptic density
Source: RefSeq, a predicted model, not a curated record
AUCCUGUGCAGCGUUCGCGCGCGCGCUGCCGGAGGAGCACUCGCUCACUCACUCACUCGGUCGCGCACACACACACACACACACACACACGGAGCAGUGAUGCAUGCGAAGUGAUGUCGAGUGUCGUAGUUAACGGAGGACGUCUGUAACGCGCAAGGGCGCCCUUUUUUGUUGUUGUUGUAAACGUGCAAUGUAUUUUUCAUUGGCUGCGUGCAACGACACAAGUAAAACGGAGGCGCUGUAACUUGCUCGUGCUUCUUCGACAACCGACUGUUGCGCCAGGAGAGCGUCAGUCCAUCAUGAGCGGAAACGCGGACGGCGGCGACGCGCUCGCGGAAAACGACCUUCUCGCCACUUCAUGAGGCGCGAGCUUCGAUUCUUUUGCGUUCCAGAGUGGAAGCGGGUACAAAAGGAAAAAAGCGGAAGAGCGCGCGCAGGAUGAGAAGCACGGAGCUGCUGCUCGCCUACUUUCUCGUGAAAGUUGUGGCGUGCGACGUAGUCGGUGAGAGCGCUAGACAAGUCGGUUCGGUGGCCGUGUCUGGCUCCAACGAGUCCCGAGACGGCGAGAGCGGUCUCUCGGAGCCUCCGCACACAGAGGAUAAAUGCAGGGGCUACUACGACGUGAUGGGUCAGUGGGACCCGCCGUUCGUGUGCCGCACGGGCAGCUACCUGUAUUGCUGCGGCACGUGCGGCUUCCGCUUCUGCUGUGAGUUCAAGGAGUCACGCCUGGACCAGCGCGCGUGCACUAACGACGGCACACCGCCGUGGUCAAUAACGGGCAGACCGCCGCCCAAAAAGAAUGACCCGGCGCACGACCCCACGAGGGAUAAAACCAAUCUAAUCGUGUACAUCAUAUGCGGAGUGGUCGCCAUCAUGGCUCUGGUCGGGAUUUUCACAAAACUCGGGCUUGAGAAGGCGCACCGACCUCACAGAGAAAACAUGUCUAGAGCGCUGGCGCAAGUGAUGCGGCAGACGAGAGGAGAGGAACGUGAGGAGAGCCUGGCUGUUCAUGGACAGCCCUAUGAGAACCUGCAGGGUCGGACUACAGGAAAUAACCUGCAAAGCAACCAGAUCAACAAUGUGAGUCCAGGAUCAGGCCUAAUGCAGGCAAUGACCCCGUACCCCACACUGGGACAGGUCUCUCACACCUAUGAACAACCACAGCCUGUCAAGGAGCUCAACAAAUAUGCAUCGUUGAAAGCAGUAGCUGAGAAAGCUAACGAGAACUUUUACACAAAUCGGAGACACGGGGCGGAAUUGACGACCAAAGGCACGCUACCCCUGCACCCGGUGCAACUGGAGCCUGAGCCGACCAACCCUUAUAGCCCAGAGCUGCCUUGCCAAAAACAAAAUGGACACAAGGCAAAGAGCGUUAAGGUGUCGGGCUCACAUCCACUGCCCUAUAGCUCCAACACCAUUUCCGUCCCAGGUAUGCUGAGGAGCCGGGAGGGAUCAGAUGCUCUUGGGCGUCGCCACACAUAUGCCCCUAAAAAGCACAGCACGCUACUGGAGCAGGUCAAUGAGCUGAGCUCACCAAGCCAGCCUUACCUGCCUCCUCACCCAUACUUCAUCACCAACAGCAAGACUGAGGUGACUGUGUGAAAGGGAUGACACAGCCAGCUGACCUGAGCCAGACUAGAGCAAUCAAAGAGGGAGAGAAAGAGUUCAGGACGUCUGAGAUUUUUGAUUUCUUAUGGCCUGGCAUUGACAGAGCUGCAUCUGAGCAUCUGCCUGGGCCCCAUGUGUAGGAUCUGUACUUUCUUUCUUUUCAGGAAUGACUGUGCAUGAAAAAGGAUGGUGUAGAACUCAUUCUGGAGCAAACAGCAGUAUAUUUUAUAAUCUGUACUCUCUUUGUUUCAGUUACUGUAAUGUCUGCAUUAUAAUGCAAUUUAACAGUAUAGUUAUAAGCUUAUGACACAAACAAACAAAUUGUCCAGCAGAGUAUAAAAUUGUAAUGCAGUUACACUCAUCUGCAGUGCAUUAUGGGAAUGGUGGCACUCUGCUCAGUAAGUCUGUAAUGCUGUAUACAGGGCUGCAUAGGUCUGGGAUACACAGACAGCAAGGUGUUGGAGUACCUGAGGCUUAAAUGUGGCAGAAACCCAAUAAUGCUGGACAGUUCAUUUUUACUUAAUCUUGUCUAGUUCAUUUUGAUAUUGUCUCGGAACAGUGUGUACCAAAACCUCUGUACUGAUACAUCGUACAUCUGAAAAACCUGGAGCUUGUCUAUCAAUCUUGGCAUCUAAAACUUUGUGCUGUUUUAAGGCAAUUCCAGUGUUUUGUCACGAAUGAAUAUAUAGGACUCUAUUUCAUGCAGAAGUAAGUGUAAUUUGCUUAUUUGGUGCCAUUUUAGUUGGGCACAAGACAUUUUUUUCACAUUUGCUCACUGUUGCUAUUAUGAGGGAUAUAAAUGAAUGAUGGUAGAAUGGCAAAAAGUGGGUGUGUCAUUUGAAACCAAAAUGGUCCAAAAUAUGCAUGUGCAUUACCCACUCCCGAGACCUAUUCCUAAGAUAAGACUGUAUUUUUUCUAUUUGACUUGAGAAUCCACUUCUUUACAACCUUGAUUUGUGGAUGUUCACAAUUUACAGUAUAUCACUCCACUUCACACUAAAUUUUAAAUAAUUACAAGAGUUUUCUUAUCUAUAAACAAUAAGAGCGGUAGUUACGGAUAUAGUGCACCUGUGCAUGCAUGUCUAGAACUUCAACAAGUCAAAGUGACAGUAGUGUAGUGUUUCCUAAAAAAAUAACUUCAAACCAUGGCACAUCUUGAUAGGGACUGAGCAGUCAGCCAUUUUAUAGGCUGUUGGUGAACAAAUAUCAUCUUCUUCCAUUCCUUUUAUUCUGGUGAUCUCCUGGCAAAAAAAAGUCUUUCUUCAGUAAUACUAAUUACACUACAUGAGGCAGAGGUCCAACACCAGGGAUUUAGUGGAGCCUGUUAGAUUGAGGCAUCUACAGUAGCUUUCAGAAAUACUAUCAUGGCUAUUCGCUGUGCAGUUGGUUAGAUAAAAUUACCCCCAGUUUUAGUAUAGAUGGCCAAUAACCAGAAACCCCUCCAAGAAGCCUAGCACUUGUGCACUCCACUGGGUCCAGUUGACAGUGCACAUAACAUUUUUGGAACCGUUUCUAUAUAAAACAAGGCCCACAUACUAUGUGCUCUAGUAUUUAGGAUAGUUCCCUUGACUGCUACACAGUAGUCAUUAAGUUGCCCACAGCUCUCAGGGACCAAAACCACAGGCACAGAAGACUCUCUGGGGUGCCACAGCUCCCCAUUCAUCUCAGACAAACCAGGGGUGAGAGUAGCCAGGCAAUCACAACAACUAGCAAGACAAGCAUUGGUCACCAGGGUUUUACUAGCCAUUCCGGGGCCAUGAGUAAGACUCUGUGGUUGGCUUGCUGAACUUCUAAACCUCAUUCGACAAUGAGCCAAUUCAGUUUUAGCAAAUAGGUCGAUCUGUACUGGGCCAGGGUUUUCCCAGAUCUUCUGCAUGACCUUGACAACAUUUCCAAUGCCCCAUUGUGCAGAAGGUUGGUGGUCAGUGGUGGUUCUGAAGUUGGUAUAGCCUGACAGCUCUAGCUGUGAGUUGGUGAAGGCUCAGUACUCCAUGAAGGCUACUGAGUCACGUAGUUCAGCUGCCAGUUCAUCCUUUGUUUGAAAGCCUUAUCCCAUUGUCUUGCUGCUUAAUUGAGAACCAUGGGACAGCUUGGAUACUCAUCUUUUAGAAAAGCUCGGAUGAAGAUCUCAACCAUUGUGUGGGGCUUCAGCCGUAAAAUGAUCCAGGUCUAAAAUGAAACUAUGUCUGAAGUUGAGAUGUUUAUAUGCUUGAAGAGAACCUUGCAGCAUUUCUGUUUUUUUGUUCUGUGUGUGAGCUGGUGAUUAAAGCUCGCAACUUGGGCCUGAUGAGUUUGAUACAAAUGCAGUAAACUGCAGUAAAAUGCAGUUGGGCUUCUGGAUUCCCAAUCCUAAGUACAUGGAGGAUUAGGAUGAUCUUAGUAUGUCUACUUGAAUCAGUAGCCACAGAUUUAAAAGCUGAAUUCAAUAGAGAAGCAGAGGUUUACCUUUAUGCCAUUUGGUUGACCUCCUUAUCCAGAGUGACUUCAAUUUAUCUAAUUUUUAUACAACUGAGCAGUAGAGGGUUAAGCCUUAAGGCCCAGCAGUGGCAGCUUGGUGGACCUGAGAUUCAAACACACAUUCUUUCCAUCAGUCCAACACCUUAACCACUGAGCUACCACUUUAGAUUUGGUUGGAAGGAAGUGAAUGUAGAGAAAAAAUGUAGUGAAAAACAGUAGGUGCCAAGGUGAAUGAAGCCCUGCUCCAGCCCUAUUGGUACCAGCACCGAGGGACAUGGACAGGUAAGGGGCAGUAGGUACUUAGGUGAGGAUGCUUUCAACACCAAAAAGGUCAUGGAAGGGCAGAGUGCAGAUAGCCCCGGUGAGGGAAAUGUUGGACACACAAGCUGCUAUCCUGUUGCCCAGAGUGACCAAGUGACAGACAGGCAGUCAGCGGUGCAGGGGCAAUAUCUAGCAAAUCACAGCACAACUCCUCGAACAAGUAUGAAAUCGUAAUAAUCACCAUGGUGCUGAAGAACAAAAGAAGAAAACAGGAGGCUACAACAGUAGUCUCAAGCUGCACAAAAUAACAUAUAUUAACAUAUAAAACUUAUAAGUAGAGAAAAGAAGAAGUAGUGAUGUGGUAUGAAGGUAUUUAAAACAAAUGCUAUGUCUGUUUGUCACUUUGUUAUUUAGUUGAAGAUCUUGGCAUGCAUGUCCAGAGAAUAUCAAGGAGUUAUGCUUGGUGGUUGCACUGGAUGAAACAGAACAAACAACUCAACGCUGUGGUCAGUAAAUGACAAUUAAUUUGAAUUCUCUUAUGAAGCGCCUUCGAGGGCUGAAAAACAAACCCCCACAAAUCUAAGCAAACACUAAUGACAACACCCAUCUAAACUUUUGCUAACACACAUUCCUGUUGUAAAUACUCAACAUGACUUCUUGCGUUACUGUGGCGUUUCUAAAGUGCAUUUUUAAAAACUUUUCCAGUAAAAUUACCAAAUCACAGUAAUCAUAAAAUAAAAGGACCAUCCAAGUAUCCAAAACUGCAGGAUAGCCGUAGCCACUUGCAGCAUCCCUGCGACAGAUAUCAUUCAACCCUUUCUUGGCUCAGAAGCUGUUUACAUUUUCUCUUGACAUAUUUUUAUGUCAGAACUAAAAACUAAAACAGUUCUAGCCAGACAUUUUCAAUUGGUGUUUGAUUGGAUUACAGAGCCAAUGACGCAUCACAUAUACGCUUGUAUGAGUGAAUAUGACUUCUCAUCAAACCGCUGGCCUGCCAUGACAUUUGACAGGGAGAAACCUGCCUCUGCUCUCAGCUGAUUAUAGCGCCCCCUUGCUGCAACCAUCAGAAUAUAGCUUGUGCUUGUGGCGUUAUAAAAUUUGCCGUGACACAUUUCUGAAUGCAACAGCAAAAUUUAUUUUGCAUCGCUCAAAUCUCAGUGGUUUCUGUAGAUUGGUAGUGUUUGUUUGAGCCCUUUGCUGUGCUUCUGUUUUGAAUACAGUUGAAUUCUACACAAGCUGUUAGACACACCAUGAAAAUGUACGCAUCUACAGAAUUUUCAAUUUCUCUCCACAUCCAAGAUCUAUUAACUCUACAUACUCCUAUCUACAAGACAUAUGUGAAACUCUAACAGUGUGGUCAUGGGGCUUUAGUUCUCCAGCAAUAUGUAGCACUUUGAAAAAAAUAUAGACAAUAAGUAUAGAGAAUGUGUUUUGCGAAGAAAUGAAUAUGUUGACUUGGUAAACAUGUGUUUGCGUGCACUGUGAUGAGACAUUACAGAAGCGUUCAGUUCCACUCAAAAACGUGAGAAAUCGGCACUAAUAGUGUUUUGUAAAUAAGCUGAAUAUAGCUUAUAUACUAUAAAAUUUCAAAAAGAUUUUAAAUAUGUUUAUCAGGGCAAGAGUAGGAUGGGUGGUGCCACAAUUAUUACUUGUUAUCAACUUUAAUACAAAGCUUAGUCUAAUCUGUGAUUUCCAUAUCAACAGUUAUAUCAUGAUCUCAGUAUUAUAAGCUUCUAUCUGCCAUUGUGGUUGAAAAUGAAUCAAAAUAACAAGAACAACUUAAUCACUGGGUAAUACUUAAUGCUAAUCUGGUGUUAGACAGAUUAGACAGUCUCCAGCAUGGGGGAAAUCUAACACUGUAAUGCUAAUGCACUAUAAUGCUAAUAUUAGCAUUACAUAGUAGUAAUGAUUUUAGCUAACUACAGUAUACUACAAUGUACUGUGCCUAAUAUAAUUACCUGAAACCUUCAGUUUAAACAGGGCUUAAGCAACUAUCUAACAAAUUAUCUAUUGUCUGUUCUGAUAUAUUUUAAGAUCGUUAAAUUGCUGUUUUAAGGUGAAACUAAAAAUAAAAUAUCUAAUUUAAAAACUUCAUCUUCAGUUUUUAGAAAUUUAAAUAUCUUGUAUUUUAGAACUUAGAGAAGACAUUAAUAGAAACAAAACUUAUUAAAAAGUAUAAAUGAUUAUAAUAGGCAAAAUGUCUGAGUUUAUUAGCAGAUAUCAGAUAUUUUAUGAGAUUAUUUACAAAGAAACAGCUAGAUAGAAAAUCAUCCAGCAUUGGAUUUUUACAGAAUAUCCUCUCUUUUAAACACCUCAGACUUCCCAAACUGUAAAUCUGAAGUAACCUUGAUGUCCUGUACAUAUAAAUUUCAAGACCACACAGAUAGAACCUUAUAUUACUAAGUCCAUGAUAUGGGAAAUAAAUCAUUUGAGACUGUUGUGUGACUGUUCUCUUUUCGGUCCUUUUUAUUUACAGGAAAAAAAGCAAUAUUACUUAUAUUACAAUAAUCAUUAGAAUACCCAUCAAUACUCAUCACUGUAUGAAAUGGACUGGUGGGCAAAGGGCUUGUGGAAGGAACAGAAGUUCCUUCAGCUAUCGUUUAUAAUGUCCUACAGUGUUUUAACUUUCACACACUGUUUGAUUAAAAACGCACUCAGUAUCACACAAUAAGUUUUAUAUAGGAAUAGCUCUUCAUUAGCGAUGAAUGGAAAGAAAGUAUCCCUACCUUUGUCUCUAACCAAGAGGAAAUAUGCACUCUCGGUGCACAGCUGAAGUGAAUUUGGUGUCAUUCAGUUUAUAUUUUUUAUUUCCCUUCCUCAUGUUUUCUCUUUAAUUCCAUUCAGUCUCUAUAUUAGUCUGAUAUCUGUAUAUUUAAACCACCGCAUGUGUAUUUUGGACAGUUGCCACUGAAAAUGAAACGACACACAUUUGUAUUACACAAUUGUUAUAUAUUUUAGAGACUAGUGCUAAAAUAUAUAACAUUCAAUCCACUAACAGAGAAAACAAAACUUAUAGAAAACAGCUAUAAUUGAGCUGAUUGUUACCAAACGCCAUAUAAAAUCUGUAACUGAAUAAAAUCAUCUUCAGCCGCUGUACGUCUCCAUAAUCAGGAAGAUGCUAAAAAUGUACAAUGCUGGGGUUUUAUACCUUGUUUUUGUCCAUAUGCUGUUGUUAAAAAUGAAAUAUCAAUGUCUAGUACCCUAAAACAUUUCUGUUCAUUAUUGUAUCUCAUUAGCAUCUAUGUCUUUCUCAUCUGUUUCUGUACCUUAUGGCUGAAAAAUAUACUGUAGAAUUUCCAGAAAUAAACGUCACAUGGUGUAUUUAUUUAUUUAUUUUUUUUGGAAGUCAUGAGGGACAUUUAUAAAAGCAAUUAGGAUGAGAGUCAGUAGAGAUGGUAGCUACAUUUCCACAUUUCUUUGCAAGUUGUUGUUCCUUCUGUAGAUUCCUUUGUUAAGCACCAUAACAGACAAUUUAAUUAUCUCUAGGAAAAUAGACUUCCAGUGGAAACACUACUGGAAUUAUAAUGUACUGUAUGUAAUGUCUAAACCCAUGUCAGGAUGAAGUCUCUUUAAGCAAUGGUUCCAAAAACACCACCAUCCCAGGCUUUGUUACUGUCAUGACUUUAUUUGCCCCGUUCAGGCAGUUGGUGUUGUGUUCAGCUGGAAUGGAAUUUAAUCUCCUGCUGAUGCUGAUGUUAGAAAAAAGGAUUCAGGAUUUUCUCGACCACCUCAGAGAAUGGGUCUGUUCAUUUUGUAGAACUAUUAAGCUCCUUCUAAACAUAAUGUUUUACCUCAUAUCUAGGCCAUGCUUCUGUUAUAGGAUUGUUCUUGUAACUGCAUAUAUAUUAAUCUUCACAUAGUCUUUUUAAAUAUCAUUGUUGGUGUCUUUCCUCUAAUAUUUUUGGACUAAAUAUUCUUUAUCACCCAGAGAGAUAGAAGUAGUUCAGUCUAAAGAUGCUUUUGUAUCACUGACUACAUUUACUUCUUAGAAGUGUAGAAGAAGGUGGAGUGCUUAUUUUUAAAUGAAUGCUAUAUGUAUGAUAUGAGGUGUAAUUACAUUGUGUAUAGUCUCCAUCUAUUCAUUGAAAUAUAAAUAAAUUCACCCAAAGUACCACAAACUCACAAGUUUUAUCACUUUUGAAUUCUGCAUCUGAAAAGCAUAGUUUUAUUUUUGUACAUUCAGACAAAGUGAAGUAAAUGUUAAUGACUUUGUGAGGAAAUUUGAUGUUUCAUUGCAUUUACGUAUUAUGUUCUUACACAUUUGGUUGAGUACAAGCACCAUGUGAUGAGUUCCGCAUGUUCAAAUCUUUCCCCAUGUUAUAUAAAGCAACACUUAUGCAAUUUGCCAUGUGUUGCAUUAUGGCUAUUCUGCCAAAAUGAUGCACGGCUGGCCAACACUUUAACUGCAUGUGCUCAUCGUUGGUCGUGCCGCUCAACCCUCAAAUCUGCGUCACUGCCACGUCGACUGUGAAAAGGUGAAAUAAUGGCUGCUGGUUUGACGUUCACUCAAUCCGCUUCGUGUCUAUUAAAACAUUUUAGAUUGUGAAUGAUAGAUGAUUUGAACAGAAACAAAGAAAAUUAGACUGAAAAAUUUUGGCGUCAUAUAAAGAAUUCUUAAUAUUAAAAGAAAAAGGGAAAAUCCAAAUAUUUUACAGUUCUUUCAAACCCAAAUAAUCAGGUUAAGUCUUAUUAGCUGAAGAGUAGUAAGAGUUUGUCACAUAUAAACAGCUCAAGGGAACGCUGAUUAACAAUUAAUUGUGUUGUGUUUGACUGUUUUAGCAUUCAUUAUCAUUCAUUAGCUCAAACUGUCUCCAUUCGCAACCAAGAGGAUCCAACAUGUUAGCGUAUUACAUAUAUACGACAAAUCUCAUCUGCUAAUCAGGUCUGAUUUUAUUUUCUAAGGCCAGAAAAGCAGGAACAGUAACGAUGUUAAUGCAAUCAACUCUGUAUUAUGAUGUUGCACAAAAGGGCUGAUAUUUCUACAGAAUGCCAGAACUGUGACCCAAUUCUUGGUGGAUUACUAAUGGAGUUUGUAUGAUGACAGACAGCAAACGGUUUUAUAUCUCAGGUAACGGUUGCGGCAAAUAGCUUGGGCUGUGCAAAUUAUAAAUAUGUAAAAUUACUGUAUAGUAAUAACGGAUUUAAAAAAAAAAGGAAUAGUGAUACAGUAACUACAUAUCACAGAGUAGCUUAAUGGAUGCUAAACAGCGUAAAUUGUCCGAUUUAGUUGUCUGUUUUGUAAUUUAUAUAUCAAACGUGAUGGUAUUUGAAGAAUAGUUCAGUAACAAAAUGCGUUGAGAGUAAAACAUAGUAGUAGGCAACACAGUAAACAAACACAAACCAAUUAGUGGACCCAGACUCUGUCAUUUGGCUGUACUAUAAUGGAAUAUUAUUAUGUAAUCAAUGUCUGUUACAAAUGUUUGACCAUGAUUUAAUAAAUCACGCUCCUCUUUUGUCCUGAACAUGUUCUGGAUUGAAAAACUGGACAAUCAUAGAACCAUGAGACUUCUUAUGGUCCAAACAUGUUCUAUACAGGAUGUCAGCCUUGAUUUUAUUUUAUUUGUUUAUUUUUUUUUACAAUAAUACAUGUAUCAUUUCUACGUGCUACGAUGAAGCCCUGUUGUACUGUUCCAGUUAUAAUAUGUCUUUACAAUAAACCUGUCUUCUCAAA